Schistosoma margrebowiei is the source of this 1071-nucleotide messenger RNA. The record is from the annotation of a GenBank genome assembly. NCBI's taxonomy places the organism in Eukaryota, Metazoa, Platyhelminthes, Trematoda, Strigeidida, Schistosomatidae.
AUGGCAGACAACCAGGAUGAUAUAUUCGUCAUAGAUAAAUGCGGUUCAUCAUUGGAUGACAAACAAACCGAUAUUACCUAUGAUUUUACGGAGUUAGAAGAGGAAUCUCUUACUACCAGCUCCCAAAACCAUAGGAGCCGAAAGCCUGUUUAUGGAAAGCGUUAUCACGAAGCGGACUUUGACAAUAAGUUUAGACCUGGAAGGAUAUCACGAGAACUACGAAAGGCACUAAAUCUGAGUAGUCAUGAUAUUCCAAUCCACAUUUAUCGUAUGAGAACGUUGGGGUAUCCUCCUGGCUGGCUGAAAAAAGCUGCUGUUGGUGGCUGUCUACUGAUGUUUGAUUCAGACAACUCGGACAGCUCAGCAUCUGAACGUAAAGUGUCGUACAACAGAAACGCUCUUAUUGGUUAUCCUGGAUUCAAUGUCGAGCUGGAUCGUUCAGUUAGGGAUGAUUAUUUAUAUUUAAAAUGUCCGCCGAUGCAAAAACAUCAUAUGCUGGAUAAUUUCUACGCUUCCUUGUCUUGUGAAUCGUCUAAGAAAUUCAGUAUUACAAGUACAAAUGGCAACCACUCACCCUGUGACAAAAAGAAAACAGUUGAUACUGUUAUAACACUUUCCGAUUCGGAGUCUGGUGAAACUAACUCAAAUAGCUCACAAACAGAAGAGACUCCAGAUGAAGUUGAAGAACUUCAUUCAAAUCCAGAUGUUUUGAUCGUUCAUGAGCCUGAACAAGGAACACCCACACCGCUCUGUCCCCUCACUACUAGAAAUGAUUCUGCUAAUGAAAUUACUGACCAGUCUUCAUUUUUAUCACCACAACCACCUAAACGUCCUUCUUUGGAAGCUUUCAGUAUGGGUAUACAACCUUAUAGACCAUUUGAAAAUCUUCCUGGUGUACAUGGUGGUUAUCAACGUGUACUCAACUCACUCAAGAAUUCACAUUUUUCAAACCUUUUAUUACUUUUAACUAAAUCUUGCCAAAUACAUUCUGUAGAUAUUACGAUAUUAUUCAAAUUAUAUGGUUUAAGGACACUCGGAUCUGAUAAAAUCUAUGUACACUGCACCCCCUGA